This is a messenger RNA of Rhagoletis zephyria (snowberry fruit fly), 867 nucleotides long. The record is from RefSeq and is a predicted model, not a curated record. Lineage: Eukaryota; Metazoa; Arthropoda; Insecta; Diptera; Tephritidae.
AUGUGGCUCACCGAGCGAGACUACGUCGACGUGCUGCAGAUGCUGACCAAGGAGUUUCGGGAGGCGGUGCAGGGCACCGUCAACGGCUACUUCCUCAACAAGUUCUUUCGCCCGCUCGACCAGGUGCUGCCCAUCAAUGAGCGGCUGCUGAAGGAGCUGGAGCAGCGGGUGCUGGUCGACUGGGACGACAAUCCGAAGAUCUCCGACAUUAUGAUCAAAAUCUGCCCUUUCUUCAAAGAGUACUCCAUCUUUGUGCGCGAGUUUGACCAGCUGAAUCACAUGCUCGACGAGGCGUCGGAGUUGUUUCCCGAUUUUAACGCCGCCCUCACCGCCUUUCAGCGCACUGACCGCUGCAAGAAGCUGUCCAUCAAGAACUACCUCCUCAAGCCGAUCCAACGGCUACCGCAGUACCCGCUGCUGAUUACGACGUACCUGAAGAAGCUAAAGAGCGAUGACCCCGACUACGAGAACACCCAACGGGCGCUGAAGGUGGUCACCGAGGUGGUGGAGCACGUCAAUCGAGAGUCACACCAGGCGGAGAAGGCGCUUAAGUUGGCCGAGCUGAAGAACCGAAUCAUCUCCAAGACGCCGGACGCCAUUGUCAAGCCGGGGCGGGAGCUGAUCAAAGAGGGGCCGCUGCUGAAGAUCUCGAGGAAGGAGGUGCAGGAGCGUUACUUUAUUUUGUUUAACGACGCUCUACUGUACCUGGUGCCGGUGAUGAACGAGAUGAUCCGCCUCAAUGAGGAGUUUCCUCUGGACGGCAUGGAGGUGGACAUUAGCAAUCAGUCGGAUCGGGAGUUUGUCAUUCGCUCCAUGCGACGCUCCUUUGCGCUGAUGGCUCGUAGCAAAGAUGAGAGGGCAGCCUGG